AUGGCCUCAACUCGCGCCAGCGCCCGGCCAGCCGCCGUGGCAGCACCUGCACUUCCGGCCAACGCCAACGCAAAAAAGGAACACCUUCCAGCCGCCGCAGCGUUUGUCAACCCUUAUCUCGGCCAUCGAAACCUGUCCGAGACAGAGCAGCAGGUCCUGGGCGAGUAUGCAAGGCUGGCUGCGACCAUAGCACGCAUCGCGAGCCUCUCCACCACGCUCUCCUCCUCCUCGACGCACCAUGCUCUCCUCACGCAGCUUCGCGUGCUCGAGCGUAAGAUGGGCCUCGUCCUGACCCUGUUCAAGGCCUCCGUCUGGUCGGUCGUCAUGACGCAUCAGCAGCAUCUCGAGGAGACGGAAGCGGCGCGUGCCGCUGCUGCCGAACACGGAGGCUUUGGAAACGAACAAGACGAUGGUGAUGCAGACACUGUCCGCGGAGGUUACGGUGCGCCGUACUAG
Tilletiaria anomala UBC 951 is the source of this 456-nucleotide messenger RNA. RefSeq lists its product as uncharacterized. Bases 1 to 456 code for a protein of 151 amino acids. The transcript is spliced from 2 exons. NCBI's taxonomy places the organism in Eukaryota, Fungi, Basidiomycota, Exobasidiomycetes, Georgefischeriales, Tilletiariaceae. Gene Ontology annotation, biological process: attachment of spindle microtubules to kinetochore. Gene Ontology annotation, cellular component: DASH complex; mitotic spindle. The record is from RefSeq and is a predicted model, not a curated record.